ACGUCAUUCGUAAGUUGUCAAUCAAAGUAAAAAUGUCAACUCGCUUUGUGGUGUCGUAUUUGUGUGGUUAGAUGUAAUUUUAAAAUAAAAUUGAAACUAUUGACAAUAUAAUGUGUGACAAUGGCUUCGGUGAAAGUGGCUGUAAGGGUUCGCCCAUUCAAUCAAAGAGAAAAGGACAUGGGCGCGAAAUUGAUUGUCCAGAUGGAGGGAAAGAAGACAAGAUUGCUCACUGUCAAAAAUAGCAAAGAGCAAAAUGACGGCAGUCGAGAGAAGUACAAGGACUUCACGUUUGACCACUCCUAUUGGUCGUUCGCCAACGAUGACCCCAACUAUGCGUCGCAGGAACAGGUGUUCGGGGACCUGGGCCUGGACGUGAUAGACAGCGCGUUCGAGGGAUACAAUGCCUGCGUGUUCGCGUACGGACAGACUGGCAGCGGGAAGACUUUCACUAUGAUGGGAUCAUCUGAGUACCAAGGCCUAAUACCUCGUAUAUGUCGUCACCUCUUCUCCCGCGUCGCUGCCGGUAAGGAGUCAGGUUCCUCCUACCGCACAGAGGUCAGCUACUUGGAGAUCUACAACGAGAGGGUCAAGGACCUCCUCUCUACUGACGCUGGUCACUCUCUGAGGGUCCGAGAGCACCCCAAACUGGGACCCUACGUACAGGAUCUGUCCAAACAUUUGGUGUCGGAUUAUGAUGAUAUACAGGAGUGUAUGCAUCGCGGCAACCUCCACCGUACGACGGCGUCGACGCAGAUGAACGACGUGUCGUCUCGCUCGCACGCCAUCUUCACCAUAACGUUCGUGCAGGCCAGCUACCUGAGGCACAACAAUAUGCCCAGUGAAACUGUGUCCAAGGUGCACCUCGUGGACUUGGCUGGAAGUGAGCGAGCCGACGCGACGGGUGCGACAGGCCAACGCCUGGUAGAGGGCGCGCACAUCAACAAGUCGCUGGUGACGCUCGGCUCCGUCAUCUCCGCGCUCGCUGAGUCCAGCCAGCCGCCUGAAGCUCGGCAGAAGGGCCAGAAGAAGGUGUUCAUCCCGUACCGAGACUCGGUGCUGACGUGGUUGCUCAAGGACUCGCUCGGAGGCAACUCCAAGACCAUCAUGAUUGCAGCUAUAUCUCCAGCGGACUGCAACUACGGGGAGACGCUGUCGACGCUGCGGUACGCGAACCGCGCGAAGAACAUCAUCAACAAGCCGACCAUCAACGAGGACCCCAACGUCAAGCUCAUCCGGGAGCUACGCGAGGAGAUCGACAAGCUACGUGCACAGAUUGCGCAUAAUACUGAUCCAAUAGAAACCGAGCCAGGAGUAUUAGCGACUCUUCAACGCAAGGAGGCACAGGAGAAAGUAUUAACUGAAAAAUGGACGGAGAAAUGGCGGGAGACGCAACAAAUAUUGCAAGAACAGAAGGCGCUGGGGCUGCGCAAGAGUGGAUUGGGGGUCGUGUUGGACUCGGACAUGCCUCACCUAGUUGGGAUCGAUGAUAAUCUACUGUCCACUGGCGUUACGUUGUAUCAUCUUAAGGAAGGUGAGACAGUGAUAGGCAGUGCGGAGCUGGUCCCGACCCCGGACAUAGUGCUGUCGGGGGCGGGGGUGCUCCCCCUGCACUGCCGGGUGCUGCUGUCUGCGGGGACGGCGACGCUGCAGCCCGCGCCCGGGGCGCAGUGCUGGCUGAAUACUGUACUUAUUGACAAACCCGCUAAACUUAGCCAGGGCUGCAUCCUCCUGCUGGGCCGUACGAACAUGUUCCGCUACAACGACCCGGCGGAGGCCGCCAAGCUGCGCCAGGAGGGCAGCGCCUCCGUGAUGAACCUCUCCCGCCUGUCCCUGCUCUCCUGGUCCACCACCGACCUCGCUGCCAGCACUGAGAACCUUAAUACUACGUUGUCUGACUUGGAAAGCGAGAUUCGCUGCGAGCGUAUCGAGGCUCAGCGCGCGGAGCUGGAGAGGGAGAGGCAACAGUUCCUCAUGCAGCAGGAGGAGAGGCAGCGCCGCUGGCAUGCCGAGAGGGAGGAACUCAUACAGGCGCAGAGGAAACUGGAUGAGGAGCGAUCAGCAAUGGAGCGAGAGUACGCGGCGGCGUGUAGAAGAUUAUCAGGCGACUGGCGCGCGCUGGAGCGCGGCUGGGGCCAGCGGCGGCGCGCGCUGCGCUGUCGCCAGCGGGAACUGGCCGCGCGGGCCGCGAGACUCACCGCGCUCACUGACACGCAUCGUACUGCGGCUGAGAGUGAGGAGGGCCGGGUGGUCGCGCUGCGGUCCCGGGUGGACGGCAAGAGGGCAGCACUGGACGACUACAUCGCCACCAGUGUCAAGGAACUACUCGCUAACGGAUGCACUUUAGAUGAGAGUUCGACCCCCAGUCCGGACAGUCCAGCAUCGGAGACGAGCACGGAGAGCCUGAUGCAUCUCCUGCAGCAGUGUGAGCCCAAGGUCGCCUCCAGCAUCAAGGAGACGGUCGACAGACAUAAAAAGGAGUUAUUAGAGUUGGAAGAAGAGCUACAGAGUCGAGUAGCUUCAGUGGCGUCUCACCGCGUGAAGAUAGAACGUCUGCAGGCGGAGCUGGCGUUGCUGAGCACGCAGGAGCUCGGCCUGCAACAUGCACUCGCCUCCGACCUGCCUGCCGCAGGGGAUGCUAACGGACUCGAGGGUUCUGGCUCCCCGUCCCCCCUGGAAGGGGUGAAGCGCAGUAAAUCUGAGCUGGUCCUCCGCCGCACUCCAAGAGAGGAAGUACUCGACCCACUAUCUGCUGACGAGAGGGAACACUACAGACAUCGGAGGAUGAACCUUAGCCUCAGCCUAGAUCCUCUAGCGUCUCCGAACUCAACCCUGAACACGGAGGAAACGUUCCACACAGCUACAUCAUCUCCCAAGAAGUUCCCGGAAUGGGCCCCGGCGGGGGAUACCACACCCACGUCACCGGACACGACGGGCCCCGCUGGGCCGCAGCCACAGUUUCGGUUGGGACCCGUACCUACUGCUGAUGACAGUGACGAUAUGUCCAGUACCGAAGAUUAUCAUAAGCCUAGAAUAGUGGAGGGCCAGUCGUCGAGCUCCGUGGAACGGUCGCCGGAGGAGCGGCAUCAGAGAGCCAAGUACAAAAGAAGGGUACCAGGCGAGGGCAAACCAGGUCGUCGUCAGGUGACAGAGGUGGAGGCCCUACGCGCCAUGCAGCGGUUGUGUUCCCGCAUCGCCUCGCAGAAGAUGCUCGUCAUAUCAUCGCUGGAGAACGACUGCUCCAAGGAGGAACUCAAUCGGCAGAUCGCGGUCCUACAAGAACUCCAAAAGAAAUACGUGCGCCUAGAGAUGGCGCUCCAGUACUCGUUCUUCGACAACCAGUCGCGGCGGCCCAUGAUGGUCACUCCCAUACAGGAGACUCCCUCCCUCACACUCUCCGAGAGUGACAUGCAGAUCGCUACUGAGGAGCCGCCUAGUGAGAACGGACAUGUUGAGGACCCCUUGUUACACAGGUUAAAAGAACAAGAGCUAGAAGGUUCGGAUAACGUGUCGACGUCCAACGACGAGUUGCCGGGAGAAACGCACGAGCCGCCGUGGGAGGACCCGUUACGGUGUCGAGGCCGGUCCGAUUAUACCGAGUCCACCGACCGACUCGACCGACUCGAUCGGCGACUCGACAGAAUCGAACACUGUGACCGAGACCCGCCGGCCCGGGACAUAUCGUUACCCGAUCCCACGAUAUGUCCCGGUUUAUCACAUCCAAUAGAUUUUAGUGAGGUAGUGAGCAUCCCUGGCUGGGUGACGCGCGGCGCGGGCGCGUCGACGCACCACGAGUACGAGGUGCGCAUCCAGCUGGGCGCGGGCUGCCGCUGGCUGCUGCUGCGCCGCUACCGCCGCUUCCGGGACCUCUACCUCACCAUGCGCCGCCUCUACCCCAACAAGGUGUCGGGUCUGCCGUUCCCGGGGCGCACGCUGUGGGCGGGCGAGGGCGUGGCGCGCGCGCGGCGCGGCCAGCUGGAGCAGUUCCUGCGCCGCCUGCUGGCCGCCGCCGCGGGGGACGCGCGCUGCCCCUUCCGCCACCCCGACCGCCCGCUCACGCGGGACGCGCUCGUCAGCUUCUCGCCCUUCUUCCGGAAGGGAGUGUUCGAGAGCGGUAAGUGUGGUACAGGAUGAUGUCGGGCCCCGCUCGCCCCGUGCACGUGGCGCGCGCUGGGCGGCACGCUGCGCGCGCUGCUGCACGCGCUGGCCGCCGCCGCCGCGCUGGCGCUGGCCGCCAUAGCGCUCGCCGCCAUACUGCUCUACCGGGCGCUGCGCCCGCCCCGGGGACAACAGUAACCACCACUAGCCACCAGCUUCACACCGCGUCAAUAUAUGCUAGCCACUAGCAACAAAACGCCAAUUUUGUAGGUAACAUGAAGUUAAAAAGAAUCAACCACCGAGAAGAAAUCGCUAUCUUUUAGUAACUAUAAAAUUGUUCGCACUACCCAAACGGUAAUUUCAUAAGUUCAGUCUGCACAGCUAUUUGGUACAGAGACAGUAUACAUUAUUUGGCUACUGUACCGACCAAGGCUUAAAAAUAUGGCUUCUUUCAAAGACAUAUAGUUUAAUGUAACAAAAGCUACUGUAAUCUGAAUUGAUGCAAUCUUUACUUUCUUAGUCAAAUAACUGCGCAGACUGUACGUGAAAUAAAAAACAAUUAAAAUCAGGCCAAAAUGUCAUAAAUAUCUUCUCAUAAUUUGUAACAGUACCCUUAGUACGAGUUUGCUUUACGUUUAAAGUAAUCGAAACGAGAGCGCGUUCGACGCUCUGAUUGACUAGUGAGAAAUGAACCAACCAAUCAGAGCACCGACCGCUAUCGUUUCGAUCUCGUUAUAUAUAAAAAUCAAACUUGUACUAAGUCCUCUGACUAUAAAUAAUCCGCAAAGUGACAAAAUUAUUUUCAAUAUACACUUUAAGGUGGUUGCAACAGAGUUCAAUAUAAAGUUUAAAUAAAACAAGGUGGUUUAAGUGUCAUGGCGUACAGUGCGCGUCGCGUGCAAUCAAUUACUAACCCAAGGGUGUCCUUUAUCGAGUGUUACUGCUUUACUGGAGGCGUCUCGCAGACUAAACUUGUUAAUUACCUUAAAAAGGUAUUUUAAGAAAAUGUUAUUAAAUAAAUUCACAUAAAAUUUUGUCAGUGUUUCAAAUCUCCACGCUUGGCAGGCUUGGGGAUCGCAGUUGAGAUCACGAUGUUAAAAAAAUAUAUGAAAUGCUUGUGUUCACUAUUGUUAACGUCACACGAUGAUAACGUAAAAAUAUUUAAAAUUCUAUUAUAUCAUGAUGAAGGGUAUCAUGUCUGACUUUGGUAGUAGGAUCGCUAGUGUAGCAUAAGCUCUAUUGACCAAUAAAGGGACAUAAACACUGACUGACAGACAGACAAUGCAUUGCAUUUUAAACCUAAACUCUAAAACAAUAAGGUUCAAAUAAGACAGAUUGAAAUAAGUUGAACAGCUGAUCUGUUCCAUUUACUAAAAUAUCCUUACCACAAGUUGACUCCUUAGCCUUCUGUGCUAUAAAAAAAUAUACGAGAUAUCAAACCAAUUGGAGCCAAUUGUCCGAAUACUCAAACGCUACUCAAUUUUAAGUCGCUCUCGAAACUAGUUCUAUCCCUAUCAAUUCUUUAUAAAAUGACAGAGAUAGCAUGAUAUUUAAGUACAACUUAAAAUUGAGUAGCAUUUCAAUAUUCGGGCGAAUAAGACUUAAAGCUACACUAGCGCCAUCUAUGUAGUGCAAAAAUGUCUUCCAAAAACGAAAUCUGACUAUUUGAUACGACCAUUUGUGUUCAUUGACAAAGGCCUAAUGUCCUAAAGUCCUAUACUUGUUACGGCCUAGUAAUACUUUGACAAUAUUUUAGCUUCGCGACUUAGAUACAUUUUUAUAAUGACUAUCGCGAGACAUGACUAAAUGAACUAGAAAAGCUCUACUAGUUUUGCAGCUCAUGGGUAACUGACGCACUCAGAGACAUUUAAUGAUUACUUAACCCAGUCCGUAGUAAUUGUUUUCAGUACAAAAUCGUUACUAAGGAAUAGUUUAAGUAAUCAUUAAAUGACUCUUGAGAAAGGCAAUUAGACAUUAAAAUAUUAAAGUUUUCGUGUGAAAAAAGUACAUUAUUUAGUAAAGAAAAAUGCCAAAUUUUAGCUUGUUAAAACUCCGGCAGAUUUUGCUGUGCAUUGCUUUCUUUAAAAUUAUACUUAUUCACGACAAAAUUGUAAUUAUGCUUUUAGCGAAAACAUUUAUUUCUUUAUAAUUUCUUUACUCUGCGAGACGUCUUCUCAAAGCGAUGUGUAAUUUAAUUUAAUAAUGCUAUGCCGUCAAAAGUAAACAUUAAUUUAUUAAUUUGAACUCUAUUGUUAUAAUAAUUGGUGUUAUUUUAGUUAAAAUUUUGAUUGAAUUAUUGCAGUUAUACACUUGAUUAACCGAAUGUCAGCUAUUUGUAAAUAGUAACGGCAAUAUAAAUGUUUUCUGUAUGAAUAGUGAUUGAAAAGUUAUUCAUAUAUUGCUAAAUCAAUAUUGAACUUGCAUAGCAUAACUACAGUUUUAUUUUAAUAUGAAAUACAUGUUUCAAAGUUGUAUAAAGUAAAAUGUAUGUUUGUAUAUUAUUAAAGAAGUACAUUAUAACAAAAAGGAUUCCUUUUAUAUCACUAUACUCUUUUUAAAUGACAUUAAAAAAAAAGAAAGAUCUUAAUUCAAUGGAUGGUUGCUAUGGUGAUAUAUUAUGUAUGUAUUAUACAUAUAAACCUUCCUAUUGAAUCACUCUAGCUAUUAAAAAAAACACAUAAAAAUCCGUUGCGUUUUAAGGAUUUAAGCAUACAAAGGGACAUAGGGACAGACAAAGCGACUUUGUUUUAUACUAUGUAGUAAUUAUAGUUUUUGAAGUCGCGAUCCAUUCGCUAUGCAUAUUUCAUUUAUUAAAAUAAAGCUGUAUUCGAUUAGACAUUGACAUCUUAGCAAUAUGGCGGACGAUACUUUGACAGUUAAUAUAUUCCAUGUAUAAAAGACAUUUGAUUAGUAAUUUUCAUUAUAUUUUAAUGUUGUGUUGUCUCAUGUUAUCACUAUAUGUUGUCUUUUUAUCUAACUUUUGUUUUGUCCAUUGUAAACGUGAAUAUUUUGGUUGAUGAACGGGGAUUUAAACUUUAAACUUUCUUCAAAUGAAUUUGUAUCCUAUGUCGAGGAUGUAAGGUUGAUAUUAAAAAGGCAGGUUGUAUUUUGCAAAAGUAUGUAUAUUUUUGGUGGAUAUGCAAAUUAUAAUAUGCCUUUGAAUGAAGUAGUAAAAGUCAAAUUCAAUUGACGAAUCUAUGAAACACAACGUUAUGAAUUUUGCAGUAAGUAUUAAUUAUUUGUGACUUAUAAUUCGUUUUUUAUAAUGAACUUCGUUUUGCCCAGUCAUCGACCAUUUAUUAAGUUAUUCAAGCGAGGGUCUGAAAGUAGAGUAAACAUGGUUAAGAUACAUCGCUGAAUAUAUUAUACAAAGACAUAGUACCAAUUUUUCUUAUAAUUUGACUACACUAAUUUUAUAGCAGAUUUAAGGAACAUAAUAGUUUUGUAAUAGGGAUAAUGGAUAACAAAAAAAUAUUCUGUCACAUAGAUGCAGAAAUAAUCAUUAGAAACGUAUUAUUUAGGCUAUCAAGUUAUUAAAAACCUAUUUUGAUAUAUGCAUACAUUGCAUUGUUGCAUUGACAGUUUGUUACGUCACAGUACUUAUAUAUUAUGACGUCAUUUAACCAUUCACCGUACAUAGAUUGGUAAAAUUUAAGGCUUUUCUUUAGUGUGUUCUAUGUGAUGGAUUAUUAAAUAGUUUAUUCCUGAUCCCUGUUACAAAAAUAAAUCGAUGAUUUGUAUAUUUUGUGCAAUGUUUAGCUUUUAUUUAACUAUCUUGUUAGAGGACAUCCGAACAUUUUACACGUAGAGACACCCGCGAAGGGAUCCAGGUGCAUAAAUAUGUCACAAAAGGCAUCAAAUGUCCAUAUAUUUGUGCUUUUGUUUACCCAAGAAUGCAGUAAAUCAACAUCUCUAGAAUAAUACUAACAUUAGCUAAGUUUUACCCGAGUUGAUUCACUGCCUUUUACUGUGGACGGUGACCUAAGUAGCUAUACAUAUUUUAUUUUUUAUGUUGACUAGCGAAGAUUUUCCAAUAGUAUUGUUUAAAGAUUGUGUCACACGGUGGGCGGUUGGAAAAUGUAUGUAGAUUAAUUAGAUGAUGGUUUUAAUACAGGGUGAUAAUGACUGCUAUCUGUGUAGUAGAAGAAUGUAACGUAUCAGAUAUUGAGACUUUGGUACUAUCAGAGAAUAGAGCCACAUCUACUGACUAUCGCAAGUUAAAAGAAAGUAGAGAAAAUUCUUCAAAAUCCUGUAGUUUUUAGCCCUCUCUAAAAUGUAUCACCAUAUAUAAAGCUAGUUAGAGUCCACACGGUGUCUCUAUAUGUAAGAGCACCCUGUAUAAAGCACCCAAAUUGACGUAAUAUAUAUUUUUGUACGAGGCGAGUUCUAAUGAGGUUCAUCCGUACUCAGGACGGUUCGACAUAUAAAUUAUAAAUAGAUUGUAGUUAUAAUAAAUUUAUAGAUAUAAAAAAUUGUACUGAACGUAUGAUUCGUGUUAUUGUUCUUAUUAUUUAGUGUUAGCAACUAACAUGCACAAUUUUUUAGUUUAAUUCUUAUUUUUGUUGUAAUAUUAUUAUUGUCUUCUCGCUUUAAUCUUAUUCUGUAGCCUUAGUAUGAGUUUGCUUUACGUUGAACGAAAAUGAAACUAGAGUGCGUUCGGUGCUCUGAUUGGCCGGCGCGAACGAACCAACCAAUCAGAGCGCCGAACGCGUUCUCGUUUCGAUCUAACGUAAACUCGUACUAAGACCUCUGAUAUUUGCUGUCGGAUAGUCAUUUUGUAUGUUACUUUAUAUUCUAGAAUUUCAGACAUUUUAUGAUUUUGUGAUA
Spodoptera frugiperda (fall armyworm) is the source of this 8922-nucleotide messenger RNA. It is a transcript of the gene Klp98A, whose product is annotated as kinesin-like protein Klp98A. Bases 121 to 4131 code for a protein of 1336 amino acids. Lineage: Eukaryota; Metazoa; Arthropoda; Insecta; Lepidoptera; Noctuidae. Gene Ontology annotation, molecular function: microtubule motor activity; microtubule binding; phosphatidylinositol binding. Gene Ontology annotation, biological process: microtubule-based movement. The record is from RefSeq and is a predicted model, not a curated record. The transcript is spliced from 27 exons.